Messenger RNA from Aspergillus wentii DTO 134E9, 899 nucleotides. Its product is annotated as acetate uptake transporter family protein. Lineage: Eukaryota; Fungi; Ascomycota; Eurotiomycetes; Eurotiales; Aspergillaceae. The record is from RefSeq and is a predicted model, not a curated record. Gene Ontology annotation, molecular function: acetate transmembrane transporter activity. The transcript has 3 exons. Gene Ontology annotation, cellular component: plasma membrane. The coding region runs from base 27 to 893 and encodes 288 amino acids.
CUGAAAUCCUCCAUCUUACAAUCACCAUGUCUCAACCCGAAAAAGCCCCCGACAUCGACGACAUCAGCUCCAGCAACACCUCCUCCCCACCCGAACUCGAACACCAACGCACCACCCAAUCCUCCCACAUCGACUAUGGCCACUACGGUCCCCUCGCACACGUCAACACGGCCGAAAGCCGUCUCCCUGCCUUUGGGGGUGAGUUCCAACCGGGUCUCUACCGCCCCGUCAAGGGGCGCACAAUCGGCAACCCAGCGCCCCUAGGCUUGUGUGCGUUCGCAUUGACGACGUUCGUCCUGGGGUGCAUUGAGAUGAACGUGAAGGGCGUCAAGGAGCCGAAUAUGUUGGUUGGGGUGGCGCUUGCGUAUGGUGGGCUGGUGCAGCUGUUGGCUGGGAUGUGGGAAAUGGCCAUUGGGAAUACCUUUGGUGCGACUGUUUUGUCUUCUUAUGGCGGUUUCUGGAUUGGGACUUCCAUUAUCUACAUACCGGGUGGAUUCAACAUUAUGGCUGGGCUUGAGAAAGCGGAUAAUGGCUCGCCUGCGAUGUUUUAUGAUUCUUUUGCUUUAUAUCUCAUGGGCUGGUUCAUCUUCACCACGCUGAUGCUGAUGUGCACCAUGAAAUCUACGCUUGCCUUCUUUUCGCUCUUUUUCUUUGUCGAUUUGGCAAUUCUCCUUCUCGCUCUCGGGUACUUCCUCCGUGACGAGCAGGAAACUCCCAACGCGAAAUUGACAAAAUCCGGUGGUUUCUUUGCUCUUCUGGGUGCGUUCCUGGCGUGGUAUAAUGCAUUCAGCGGUAUCGCAGAUAGCAGCAACAGUUUCGUUGUUGUCCCUGUGUUGCAUUUCCCUUGGUCUGAGAAGGGGCGCAAGUCGAGAAAGGGACAGAGUGCUGUUUAAGAUGUG